Puccinia triticina is the source of this 1479-nucleotide messenger RNA. RefSeq lists its product as uncharacterized. Gene Ontology annotation, molecular function: nucleic acid binding; methyltransferase activity. Gene Ontology annotation, biological process: methylation. Lineage: Eukaryota; Fungi; Basidiomycota; Pucciniomycetes; Pucciniales; Pucciniaceae. Gene Ontology annotation, cellular component: mitochondrion. The transcript has 4 exons. The coding region runs from base 1 to 1479 and encodes 492 amino acids. The record is from RefSeq and is a predicted model, not a curated record.
AUGUGGUCCAAACCAUUGACCAAGCCUAGCACCCUGACCCUAAACACUCCGCGCACCCUCCAAGCACACCGCCAGCGCCGGCUGGAGACGAACUACUUCACAACUCACCCACAGCACAGCCAACCCGCCAGGCCGACCCUUGCCGGCGAUUCUCCGGCCCCUCGAAGCGCCCACACCGCGCGCCCGCAGCUCGCCACGCCCCGCCCAGCGCCACCGCGUCCCCCGCGUCUCCCGGCGCCCGCAAGCGGCGCGUUUGAGGAUGGGCUCCAGCGCCGGCUGGUCGAGAUGUAUCUCGAGGAGGAGGGCCUCAGCGUGCCGACGCCCGACCACUGGACACGCAGCCACACCGAACUCGGCUGGCUCAGGACCGGCGCUCGCAAGCACAUCCUCCGUCGCGCUCCGCAAUCACAUCCUCCGGCCAGCCUCACCCAGCGUCUCGUCGACCAGCUGCUCGCCGAGUGGGUCGAACAGCAUGUGUCCCACAAGAAGCCGCUGGCUUACAUCCUUGGCGACGUCCCAUUCGGCGACCUCACCUUCACCAUCCGGCCGCCCGUUCUGAUCCCGCGGCCGGAGACGGAGCAAUGGGUCACCGAGCUCUCGCGCACGAUGAGUACGUACUUCCAAGCAGCACGAGCGGCGCGCGCCUCGGUGGCCGACAAGCCGGGCCGGCCGUGUGCGUUCAAGGUGCUGGACAUCGGCACCGGCAGCGGCUGCAUCUCGAACUACCUGGCCUACCACCAUCCGGAAGUGCAUGUGGUGGGGGUGGAUGUGGACCAGGCGGCGGUAGGACUGGCGCGGGAGAACGGGGCGCAGCACCGGACGCUCCACAGCCAGCCGACGGGCCCGGCCCAGCGGGGGAGGGGCCGCGCCUCGUUCUUCAACCUCGACCUCUUCUCCCCCACCUUCGUCGCCAACCUCAAGCAGGCCUCCCAGAGCCUGGCCGGCUUCGACAUGCUCCUCUCCAACCCGCCCUACAUCCCCCUCGCCCACUACCACGCCCUGCCCCGCUCCGUCACCGGCUGGGAGAGCAGACUCGCGCUCGUCGGCCAGCGCAGCCAUCCCGGCCUCGCCGCCGCCCCCGACCGCCUCCUGUCGAGGAGGAACACGCCCAGCGGCGACUACGGCUUCUUCACCAGCUACCGCUCCGCCCUCAGCCUGCCCGAGCCCCACCCGGUGGGACCCGACGCCAGCCCGCCGAUAAGCCCCUCGAGCGACCCCCACGACGGACUCGACUUCUACCGCCACAUCCUCCUCCUCGUCGCCUCUGCUGGCCUCCUCAAACCCGACCAUGCCUCCUUCCACCACCGCGCAGGUCCACCAGCCGGGACGCCCCGCCUGCCCAAGCUCGUCUUCGAAGUCGGCCACGGCCAGGCCGCGCCCCUCAAAGCCCUCCUCCUCCACGCCUUGCCCGCCGAGCUCUCGCACGUCCGCGUCCUCAAAGACUUCGCAGGCGUCGAGCGCACCCUGUUGUGCUACUAA